AUGAUCGGUGCACAGAGCUCCCCAGGCCCCAAGCGCCCUGGCAACACUUUGAGAAAAUGGCUCACCAGUCCCGUGAGGCGUCUUAGCAGUGGAAAAGCAGACGGGCAUGUCAAAAAACUAGCCCACAAGCAUAAGAAGAGUAGAGAGGUUCGCAAAAGUGCCGAUGCAGGCUCUCAGAAGGAUUCUGAUGAUAGUGCAGCAACCCCACAGGAUGAAACUGUUGAAGAGAGAGGUCGGAAUGAGGGGCUGAGCAGUGGCACUCUGUCCAAGUCAUCCUCUUCAGGCAUGCAGAGCUGUGGAGAGGAGGAAGGUGAAGAGGGAGCAGAUGCUGUACCGCUUCCUCCUCCAAUGGCAAUUCAGCAACACAGUCUUCUCCAGCCAGACUCGCAGGAUGACAAGACAUCUUCUCGAUUACUGGUGCGGCCGACCAGCUCUGAGACACCCAGUGCUGCAGAACUAGUCAGUGCAAUUGAAGAGCUCGUCAAAAGUAAAAUGGCUCUGGAGGACCGUCCAAGUUCCUUGCUGGUAGAUCAAGGUGACAGCAGCAGUCCAUCCUUCAACCCUUCAGAUAACUCCCUUCUCUCCUCAUCAUCACCCAUAGAUGAGAUGGAAGAAAGGAAAUCCAGCUCCUUAAAAAGACGACACUACGUCUUACAGGAAUUAGUGGAGACAGAGCGAGAUUAUGUACGAGAUCUGGGCUAUGUAGUUGAGGGUUAUAUGGCACUUAUGAAGGAAGAUGGCGUACCUGAUGACAUGAAAGGCAAAGACAAGAUUGUAUUUGGAAACAUUCACCAGAUUUAUGACUGGCACAGAGACUUCUUUUUAGGAGAGUUGGAGAAGUGCCUUGAAGAUCCAGAAAAGCUGGGAUCCCUGUUUGUUAAGCAUGAGAGAAGGUUGCACAUGUACAUAGUUUACUGCCAAAACAAACCAAAGUCUGAGCACAUUGUUUCAGAAUACAUUGAUACGUUUUUUGAGGAUCUAAAGCAACGCCUGGGCCACAGACUUCAGCUCACGGACUUGCUAAUAAAACCUGUGCAGAGAAUUAUGAAAUACCAGCUGUUACUAAAGGACUUCCUCAAAUAUUCUAAAAAAGCUAACCUUGACACAACAGAACUAGAGAGAGCUGUAGAGGUCAUGUGUAUAGUACCAAAACGGUGUAAUGACAUGAUGAAUGUUGGCCGCCUGCAAGGAUUUGAUGGUAAAAUUGUAGCCCAGGGUAAGCUCCUGCUCCAGGACACAUUCUUGGUUACAGACCAGGACACAGGACUUCUGCCACGCUGCAAGGAGAGACGGGUCUUCCUGUUUGAGCAGAUUGUCAUUUUCAGUGAGCUGCUAGAUAAAAAGAAAGGUUUCUCCAUGCCCGGAUUCUUGUUUAAAAACAGUAUCAAGGUAACUGUUGUGU
Molecule: messenger RNA, 1402 nt
Organism: Pelecanus crispus (Dalmatian pelican)
Lineage: Eukaryota; Metazoa; Chordata; Aves; Pelecaniformes; Pelecanidae
Source: RefSeq, a predicted model, not a curated record